Messenger RNA from Carassius auratus (goldfish), 5315 nucleotides. RefSeq names its product NACHT, LRR and PYD domains-containing protein 12-like. The record is from RefSeq and is a predicted model, not a curated record. NCBI's taxonomy places the organism in Eukaryota, Metazoa, Chordata, Actinopteri, Cypriniformes, Cyprinidae. Bases 222 to 2978 code for a protein of 918 amino acids. The transcript has 9 exons. Gene Ontology annotation, molecular function: protein binding.
UUAAGAAUUACAGCUGCUUGGAGUCUCGAAUAAAAGUGAAAGCAAAUGUUUAGCGUUGAUGUUUCUCCGUUUAAACAGCCAGAAUCGAUUCUGUACGGAAUAUCAAAGUGUUUCAUAGGAACUAAGCCAUGAUUUUCGUGUAGCUGCUUCAAAGAAAGACGGUAGAUUUUGUGAAUCUGUGUAAAUAAGAGUCAGAGCUGGAGAUCAGAUUCUGUUUCAUCAUGGAGGACACACAAACAUCCACAGAUCAAGAGUUUUCUCCAGGAUGCAGUUCAGUUGAUCAGAAGAGAUCAGAAGCAGAGUCCAGCUGUGUGUCUGUGAGGAGUGAUGGGUCUAUGGAUCGUCCAAUAGAGUUUAAGAGUGGAGAUACAAAGACUGAUCUCAGUUCAGUUGAUCAGAAGAGAUCAGAAGCAGAGUCCAGCUGUGUGUCUGUGAGGAGUGAUGCGUCUAUGGGUCAACCAAUAGAGUUUAAGAGUGGAGAUACAAAGACUGAUCUCAGUUCAGUUGAUCAGAAGAGAUCAGAAGCAGAGUCCAGCUGUGUGUCUGUGAGGAGUGAUUGGUCUGUGAAUCAGUCAUUAGAUUAUAAGAGUGAAGAUACAAAGACUGAUCCCAGGCAUGAAGUCCUCAACAGGUUUAGAUCAAAUCUGCUGAAGAAGUUUGAGCGUCUGUAUGAGGGAACAGCGAUGCAGAGAAACCCAACACUCCUGAAUGAGAUCUACACAGAGCUCUACAUCACAGAGAGUGAGAGUGGAGAGAUCAGUAAUGAGCAUGAGGUGAGACAGAUUGAGACACAAUCCAGGAGAACAGCAACAGAGGACACAGCCAUCAAAUGCAGUGACAUCUUUAGACCUUUACCUGGACAAGACAAAGCCAUCAGAACUGUGCUGACAAAGGGAGUCGCUGGCAUUGGAAAAACAGUCUCUGUGCAGAAGUUGAUCCUGGACUGGGCUGAAGGGAAAGAGAAUCAGGACGUCCAGCUCAUAUUUCCACUUCCUUUCAGAGAAAUCAACCUGAUGAAGGACAAAACACUCAGUCUUUCAGAUCUUCUUCAUGUGUUUUUCCCUGAAACUAAAAAAAUGGAAAUAUCCAGUGAUGGAUAUAAAGUGUUGUUCAUCUUUGAUGGUCUGGAUGAGUGUCGUCUGUCUCUGGAUUUUAAGAGCGAAGUGAAAGUGUGUAAUAUAUCUGAAUCAGCCUCAGUGGACGAGCUGCUGAUGAACCUUAUUGUGGGGAAUCUGCUUCCCUCUGCUCUCAUCUGGAUCACCUCCAGACCAGCAGCAGCUGAUCUCAUCCCCUCUGAGUGUGUCCAUCGAGUGACAGAGGUACGAGGCUUCAAUGAGCCACAGAAGGAGGAAUACUUCAGGAAGAGAAUCAGUGAUCAGAGUCUGGCCGACAGGAUCAUCUCACACCUGAAGUCAUCAAGGAGCCUCUACAUCAUGUGCCACAUCCCAGUGUUCUGCUGGAUCUCAGCCGCUGUUCUGGAGAAGAUUUUGAGUCGAGCAGAGAGUGGAGAGAUUCCCAAGACUCUCACUCAGAUGUACACACACUUCCUGAUCCUUCAGACCAACAUCAAACAUGAGAAGGACUAUGAGAAGAAGCUGACAGAUGAAGACAUGAUCCUCAAACUGGGGAAAGUGGCUUUUCAGCAGCUCGUGAAAGGAAACCUGAUCUUCUAUGAGGAAGACCUGAGAGAGUGUGGCAUUGAUGUGACAGAAGCAUCAGUGUACUCAGGAUUGUGCACUCAGAUCUUCAGAGAGGAGUUGGGCUUGUAUCAGGGGAAAGUCUUCUGCUUUGUUCAUCUGAGCAUUCAGGAACAUCUAGCAGCUCUAUAUGUGCACCUCUCCUGGACAAACCUCAACAGAAAUGUGUUUGAGUCAAUCGCCAAACAGAGUUUACUGUCUAAAGUGAAGAAACCGUUUCAACUCAGUUCAUCAGAACAUGUUUCAUUAUCUGAGCUGCAUCAGAGAGCUGUGAAAGAGGCUCUUCAGAGUAAAAAUGGACAUCUGGAUCUUUUCCUGCGGUUCCUUCUGGGUUUGUCAGAGGAAUCUCAUCAGAUUCUCCUACAACAAAUAAUGACACUGAAAAGAAGCAGCUCUGACAGCAAUGAGACAACAGUUGAGUACAUCAAGAAGAAGAUCAGGACCAUUAAGUCUCCAGAGAAAUCCAUCAAUCUGUUCCACUGUCUGAAUGAACUGGGUGAUCGUUCACUAGUGAAGGAAAUACAACAGUAUCUGACAUCUGGAGGAAUAAAGGAAACCAACCUCUCUUCAUCUCAGUGGUCAGCUGUAGUUUUUGUGUUGUUGACAUCAGAAGAGGAACUGAAUGAGUUUCAUCUUGAUAAAUUUGUUAAAGGAAAGAAUAAUCCUGAAAAUAUGAAAGUUCUUCAGAAGCUGCUGCCUGUGAUUAAAGAAUCCAAAUCAGUUCAGUUGAAUUAUUGUGGUGUCACAGAUGAAGGUUGUUCUGCUCUGACUUCAGCUCUGAGAUCAAACCCCUCACACCUGAGAGAACUGGAUUUGUCUGGGAAUAAAAUAAGAGAUUCAGGAGUGAAGCGUCUCUGUGCUGGACUGGAGGAUCCUCGCUGUAAACUGGAGAAACUGUGGUUGAGAGAUUGUGGCGUCACAGAUGAAGGUUGUUCUGCUCUGGCUUCAGCUCUAAAAUCAAACCCCUCACACAUUACACUCCUGAGUCUGUCUGGGAAUAAAAUAAGAGAUUCAGGAGUGAAGCAUCUCUGUGUUGGACUGGAGGAUCCUCACUGUAAACUGGAGAAACUGUGGUUGAGUGAUUGUGGCGUCACAGAUGAAGGUUGUUCUGCUCUGACUUCAGCUCUGAGAUCAAACCCCUCACACCUGACAGAACUGGAUCUGUCUGUGAAUAAUCUAGAAAAAUCAGAAGUGAAGUUACUCUCUGAUCUGAAAGAUGAUACACAUUAUAAACUGGAGAGAUUAUACUACCGCAGUGUUGCCUCCAGAAAGUUUUCAUAGGGGUGGCCAGAUGGGGCCACUUAUAAUCUUGGGGUGGCACACCAAAACUAGAAACCAUAAUUUCAGAAUUGUAUUCUACUGGUGUAGUAAACCGGCCUGUAGAAAACUAUCAGAAAGACUUAAGGAAACUCCUACUGAUAUACUUAAGUUUAUUGUGUUAUAUUUAAUGUUACUAAUUAUAUAAUGUGCAUAGACUUAUAACAGUACAGCUUACAUUUUGAGUUGCACAACAAUUCUGUUUUAUUUUGCAAUUAUAUUUGGCAUAAGGUAUACAUUUAUUGCAAACAAAACAGUUACUGGGGAAAAGCAGAUACUGGCAGAUACAAAUAAAAGCAAGGACAGAAACAAUCACAUCUUUGCCUUAUGUAACAGGACUUUCCCAACAGGGAUCAAUAGACUGAUUCUGAUUACCAGGCUAUACAGUAUGUGUAAGAAACAUUUAUUUCUUUGCUUAAUGUAAAACAAAAAUAAUUAUUACUGUUACAAAAAGAACUUCCCAACAGGGAUCCAUAGUCUCUGAUUCUGAUUACCAGGCUUCAGAAUAGCUUUAUUCGCCUGUUGCUAUGUUUUUUGGCAAACACAUCCAUAAAGUCAUCAAGAUUUAUGGCCCUAGCCCUUCUUGAUUCUACACUCAGCACACAUGAGUCAAAACAAAGUAAAAAAUCCCAGGACGUCUUUCGAAAAGAGUCGAGGUGUGACCUCGGCAUCCUGGCUAAAUUUGCCCAUUGGGCUCCGACCAUCAUGGCUUCCCAACAAUCCCCAUAUCUGUUGAUUGGCUUCAUCACUCAGUCUCCUCUCCACCCGUAAGCUGGUGUGUGGUGGGUGUUCUGGCGCACUAUGGCUGCCAUCGCAUCAUCCAGGUAGAUGCUGCACACUGGUGAUGGAUAGGGAUGGGAGCCGAAAACCGGUUCUUAUUCGGAACCGGUUUUGUUCUUUGAAAAGAACCGGAACCGUGAGCAUUUUCUAAGUUUUGGUUCUAAAAACGGUUCUUGUGCAACACGUGACCAAGCGCUGUGAGCAGCCUUGCGCUGCUGUUCUGAAUAUUCGGCAUUUCCCGUAAAGGAUGUCACGAACCGAAUGACAGACACACCUCUCUGCCUCUUUAAUUACUGAGCACAUUGAUUCCAAUAACGCACAUUCCACAGACUCGUUGCGCUGUCGCGUCUUUAAUUGGCGAACACAUUGUUUCCCACGACUGUAUGUGCACUCGCGCCUUUGAUAACUACACAUCGUUUUGUCUGAGGCCGGCGAUACACUGGAAUCGUGGCGCAAGUGUCUCAGCUGCAUGGCGUGUCCGUUUUGAAUUCGGCUCCCAUGUUAACAGGUUAGAGCUUGCAGACUGCCUGCAUGAGAUGUGAGUCUCAGCCACGCUCGAGCCGCGAGGAAAACGCGUAUAUAUAUUUAUAUAUUUAUAUUUUUGUCAUGAAGACAAGAGCCUGGUCUGUCGGCGGUCUACCUCUAUGUCACCCACAGUAGCAGCAGCGCGCCAGGCACGAUUCUGGUGUGUAAAGACACAGAAAACGCGAAGCAGGCGCCAUGCAGCAGAAACACCACGUAGCAAGUGUGUCACCGGCCUGACUGUACAUCUAACAGCAGCGCGCUGCACCUGCCGCCAUUAAAUUACAUUAUACUUGUCCCAUAUUGUCAUUCAUACAUACUGGCUUCAACUUGGAACACUAAAUAAAUAGACUGUUAUUGUAAUGAAAGUAUGAGGGUUAGAUUAUUUAGUGAACAGGUCAUUUCAAGACUGGUAAACAAAGUGAUAGAAAAUAUUUAUUUUAAUGCAUUUUAAAUGUUUCAAAAUGUGGAAACCACUCAUGGCAUCACAGCAUCUCCUGACUGCAUUAUUAUUUGUAAAAUAAGGACUUUAUUGAGAGUGUGUAUACAUGUUUAUAAGUUUAACCAUUUAUAUUUCAUUAAUUAACGGAAAUUAACAAGUGUCUCAGCCCUCAAGGGAUUAUUUAGCAGCUUAUUCCUGCUUGAAAAAAACGUUAUUGAUAGUGUAAAAAACAACAACUUUGAAACACAUUCUGAUUGAUGGACUAGCAUACUCAAAAUUACUUACUACCUUCCAGCAAUGCUACAUUCAGUGAAGGAGAAAUAGUAAAAAACAUAGUUCAUUUAAAUGAAACCAGAAGCCGAACCAGAAAAUGUCAAAAAAAUCCCCACCCUACUUAUGAAGAUCUUUACACUGUAAUAUAUGUUUUGACAUUACCAACCUUUCAUUUAAGUUGACAGUAAGUAAUAAACAGUAUUGAGCAUUGAGUAGUUGAGUAUUGUGCAUUUUUCCUUACCACUAUUUCUUAAUAAUUGUUUAAUGAUUUUAAUGGAACCGAA